AUGAACCUGGAUGCUUUUUUCCAGCAAAUACAGCUCACGGAGAAGCAGGCGGGGGAGAAGAGGCACCUCAUCCAGCAAGCUAAAUGUGACAUAAAUAGGAGUUACGAAAAAAUCAAUCAAAUAAAAGAAGAGCUGAGCACCGCGAAGAUGAAAUUGGAAACUAAGGUUCAGCAUUUGUCCGAAAAACAGUUCUACUUAGAAAUUCUGAAGAAACGUGAAGACAGCUUAGAAAAACAGAAAGCUGAACUUCUUAAUCAAAAAGACCAUCUUCUUAAAAUCUCUACAGAUGCAAAGAAAAAAAUGACUGAAGAGGAAGAUAAUUUUACCAGAGAAGUAACAGAAUUUAAUAAUGAGUAUGGACUAACAAGUAAUAGAGAUCUUCUGAUUAAAAAAAAAGCCAAGACUGAAAUAAAUGAUUUAGAGAAUGAGGCAGCUCUGUUGAAAAACGAAAUGGAGUCAAUGGAACAUAAAAACAUUCAGUUAAAUGCACUCCAGUUGCAGAAGAGUGAAUUAAAGCAGCAUUUAUUUACCCUCCAAAGUGAACUCACAGACCUUGAGAAAGUAAUCAGGGAGGCUGAAAGAAUGACCAAAGAUUUAGAAGCAGAAAAAGUCUAUGUCACUGAAAAACCUCAGACUGAUCCUGAAUGUUUAAGGCUUAAGAAAGAAUUGGAAAAUUACAAAGAUGAUGAUUGGGAAAGUAUCUGUGAGACUCUUCGUACAGAAGUUGAAAUUCUGCAAAUGAAUCUAUCACAAAAAAAGUCUUCAGACAAGUGA
Chaetura pelagica (chimney swift) is the source of this 774-nucleotide messenger RNA. It is a transcript of the gene CCDC172, whose product is annotated as coiled-coil domain containing 172. The record is from RefSeq and is a predicted model, not a curated record. The transcript has 8 exons. The coding region runs from base 1 to 774 and encodes 257 amino acids. NCBI's taxonomy places the organism in Eukaryota, Metazoa, Chordata, Aves, Apodiformes, Apodidae. Gene Ontology annotation, cellular component: cytoplasm.